Molecule: messenger RNA, 2039 nt
Organism: Drosophila subpulchrella
Lineage: Eukaryota; Metazoa; Arthropoda; Insecta; Diptera; Drosophilidae
Product: coiled-coil domain-containing protein 25
Exons: 4
Coding region: 205-834 (209 amino acids)
Source: RefSeq, a predicted model, not a curated record
GGUGGCCAUGCCAUUUCUCCCGCUAUCGACUUUAUUUCGCUUACCCCUUGGCUAUCGAUAUCGACAACACCGGCUGUACAUGACGGGACCAGGCCACCAGCACAAGCCGAAACGAUACCAAAAAAACCCAUUUAAACGAACGUAUCAGCCGGUGACCACCAGUUUAUCCCUUUCAUUGUCCCAAAAGAAGAGAAAUUUAGCAAAAUGGUGUUCUACUUCAAGAGCAACAUAGUCCAGCCGCCGGCGAUGCUUUACAUGGGUCGCGAUAAGCACGAGAACGAGGAGCUGAUCCGCUGGGGAUGGCCGGAGGACGUGUGGUUCCACGUCCACGACCUGUCCUCGGCCCAUGUGUACCUGAGACUCCGCAAGGGUCAGACCAUCGACGACAUACCCAGCGAUGUCCUGGUGGAUGCCGCCCAGCUGUGCAAGGCCAACAGCAUCCAGGGCAACAAGGUGAACAACCUGGAGGUUGUCUACACCAUGUGGGAGAACCUCAAGAAGACCCCAGACAUGGAGCCCGGCCAGGUGGCCUAUCACGAUGAGAAGGCCGUCCGUCGCAUCCGCUUGGAGAAGCGCAUCAAUGAGAUUGUAAACCGCUUGAACAGGACAAAGACGGAGGAGGAGCAUCCCGACUUCCGCGGGCUGCGAGAGGCCCGCGAUGCCGCCGAGCGCCAGGAUCAGAAGAAGCUGCAGCGGGAGCGCCGCGAUCAGGAGAAGGAGGCCGCCAAGCAGCGGCAGCUGGAGUCGGAGCUGCGCAGCUACGCCUCCCUCCAGAAGAGCGAGAACAUGCGCACCAACUACGAUGCGGGCAACGAGUCGGAUGACUUCAUGUAGUCGGGUCUGAGUCCUGAUGCAUCCUCGCAUUUUCCACAACAACAUCUCUCGCUGUCCCCUACCUUUUUUUUAUUAAAUCAUACGCAAAUCGUUUUGUAAAGACCGCACUUGUACUUUUUUUUUGAAGAUACUUAUGUACAUUUUGUACGUUUUUUCAAAGCCUGCAAUUGGUAUUUUUUGAAAAAAUUAAGCAAUUUAAGGCACAGUUCUCUAUGUUGCAUUCGUGGAAAAGUAUGUACGAGAUCGAAGUGUGCUUUUGUGUUUAGAAACAGUAGUCGGUUUUUUUAAAACCGAAAAACCAAAUCAAAGUAAGCCUUUGUGACCGGUGUCAGAGAAGUUAGAUCCCGGCUGUGUGAGAGUAGUCAUUACUGCUCCGUCGACGGUAGCAACUACAGCUCUCCUAAAAAAAAUAUCAGUUAAUAUUAUAUUAAACCGAACAUUUGUAAAAUGGUUAGUCACCGCUUCAUAGAUAAAAAUUCGUGCGAAAUGCCUAUACGGGCUCCCGAACAAGGCGAUCAAAUAAACUGGCAAAGAAUACGACGAAUUUUGAGCAUUAUGCGUAAUCGAAUUAGUCCUUCGGGCGGCAGGAUUAACUUGCAGAACAGGGGGCCGAUCCAUGUGCCGGUGAACAGCUGGCAGAAUUCGCGAAGGAGGAGGAAUCGUCGUCGUAGGGCUGCCAGGGCUGCUCGAGCCAGGGAGAGGGCUCGCCGAGCCGAAUCAAACGCGGAACCUGAGGUUAACCAAGCACCAUCACGGGUCGGAGGCAUAAGAAUCACUCUUUCCAGAGACAAUCCAAUCCCGGGUGAGAAUUCAUCGACACCUCCACCCCCACCGCCGCCACCACCACCACCACCACGUCGAUCGCGGUCCCAGCCCCCGAUUCGAAUGAGAGCAGUAGUAACAAUGACACGUCGACGCUUGCAAAUAAGACUGGUUCCAGAUGAGGAAGAGGAUUCUGAGAACACUGAUUCAAUUUAGAUUGCGGAGCUUCAAGAUCUCCAAUAGCAAAAUUAUUAUUGUGUUGUGUUGUUUAGAGGCCCAAGAGAAUCGUGAUAUUUUCAAUUAGAGGCCCACGCGAAUACAGAGUCGAACAAUUACGACCAUUCGCGAAUGCAAACAUUUUCGAUCUGCUUGACUACAAAUUACAAAGUGUGUUUACCUGUACUAUCAGUUAAUAUAAUGUGUUCCGUUUGAAUGUUUAGAAA